AUGCCCGCCGGCCUCCCGCAGCCCCCGCCCGCCGUCAGCGCCCCCGGGAGCGCGAGCAUGGCCCCCGCCGGCCCGCCGCUGCCCGGGUGCCGGCCCGAGGGCGCCCGCCCGGCCCCGGGCGCCGCCGCCGCCGCCGCCGCCGCCGCCAAGGCUCCGCCCGCGCGCGCCCCCCUGGGCCCUCUGGGGGUGACCCAGGUGGCGCCCCCGCUCGCCGGCGGCCCCCAGGUCGUCGCCGUGAAAGCCCCCGGCGCCGCCCUCCAGCUGCCCGCGGGCCUGCAGCUGCCUCCAGGAACAGUUUUGAUCAAAAGUAACAGUGGUCAAUUGAUGUUGGUAUCUCCUCAGCAAGCUGUAACAAGAGCUGAGACAAGUAACAUAACUUCAAGGCCAGCUGUACCAACAAGUAGUACUCAAACAGUCAAAAUCUGUACAGUGCCGAAUUCUAAUUCACAAGUAGUUAAGAAAGUAGCGGUGGCACCUGUUAACAAAUUGGCACAAAUAGGAACUACUGUGGUAACUACUAUUCCGAAGUCUUCCUCAGUACAAACAGCAGCAAUGUCGACCAGUGUUGUCACAGUUACACCUAUAAAACCAUUGAUGACUGUAACAAACCUGAAGUCCUCAAGUUUGGGAGUAUCAUCCAUAAAUGCAAAUGAGCCCAAGGUCAAAACAACUGCUCAGAUUAAUCUUUCUCCGACAAUGCUAGAAAAUGUGAAGAAAUGUAAGAACUUUCUUGCAAUGUUAAUAAAACUGGCAUGUAGUGGGUCACAGUCUCCAGAAAUGGGGAAGAGUGUAAAGAAACUGGUGGAACAACUUCUGGAUGCAAAAAUUGAAGCAGAAGAAUUUACUAGACAACUGUACAUUGAACUCAAGUCUUCACCUCAGCCUCAUCUUGUUCCUUUUCUUAAGAAAAGCGUGUCAGCCUUACGACAACUCAUGCCUAACGCCCAAAGCUUUAUUCUGCAGUGUGUUCAGCAGACAUCUAGUGAGGCUUGCAUUGUUACGUGUACAGCAACACCUCCUCCUGUGGUGACAACAAUUUCAUCAGUCCAGUCUGAAAAGACCUCGAGUGUUUCUGGAGUAGCACCACCCAGAACUUUGUCAAUACAAACUCUGAAUCCAAUUCCUGGUCCAGGAGGAGCAAAAACUGAAGUUGUGACACUUGAUUCUGUAGGGUCAGCUACUGUAUCAGCAGGAAAAACAACCACUGGAACUAUGUUGGUUCAGACUCCAAAGCCACUUACGACAUCGCUCCAAAAUACUGUUAAAGCAGUCACAAUUCAGCCUGAAAAGCCUGUUGUCUCUGGGGCACCAGUAACACUAACUCUUCCUUCUGUGACCUUUGGAGAAACUUCAGCAGCAGCAGUUUGUCUUCCAUCUAUGAAACCUGUUGUUUCUUCUCCUGGGACCACAUUUGACAAGCCUGUUGUUGGUGCUCCAGUCCAGAUCAAACUGUCCCACCCAGGCCCCAUCCUUUCACAACCAGGUGGCAUUCCACAGACAGUUAAAGUCAAACAACUAGUAGUCCAGCAGCCUUCAGGAAACAUUACAAAACAAGUGAACACACUUUCCCAUUCCUCAGCAUUGACCAUUCAGAAACCUGGACAGAAGAUGCAAGUUACCACUGCAAUACCUACCAGUCAGUUUCCUCCAGCUUCCAUUCUAAAGCAAAUUACCUUGCCAGGAAAUAAAAUUCUGUCAUUUCAAGCGUCUCCUAUUCAGAAAAAUAAAAUAAAAGAGAAUGGAACAGUGUUCUUCAGAGAUGAAGAUGACAUCAAUGAUGUGACUUCUAUGGCAGGUGUCAACCUUAAUGAAGAAAAUGCCUGUGUCUUAGCAACAAGCUCUGAAUUGGUUGGCCGACUUGUUCAGUCAUGUAAAGAUGAACCAUUCCUUCUCAUUGGAGCUUUACAAAAGAGGAUUUUAGACAUUGGUAAAAAAUAUGACAUUACAGAACUUAAUUCUGAUGCUGUGAACUUGAUCUCCCAUGCAACACAGGAGCGAUUACGAGGCCUUCUAGAAAAACUGACUGCAAUUGCUCAACAUCGGAUGACAACUUACAAGGCAAAUGAAAAUUACAUCCUGUCAAGUGAUACCAGGUCACAGCUAAAAUUUCUUGAAAAGCUGGAUCAAUUGGAGAAGCAGAGAAAGGAUUUAGAAGAAAGAGAAAUGCUACUUAAAGCAGCCAAGAGUCGUUCUAAUAAAGAAGAUCCAGAACAACUGAGAUUAAAGCAGAAAGCCAAAGAGUUACAACAGUUGGAGCUUGCUCAGAUACAGCAGAGAGAUGCCAAUCUGACAGCUCUUGCAGCUAUUGGACCAAGGAAGAAGAGACCGCUGGAAUAUGGAUCAGGAAGUGAGGGCUUAAAAGACAAUCUUGCUUCAGGGGCAUCCAGCCUGACAGCCAGCAAACAGUUGCUUCGUCCAAGAAUCACAAGAAUCUGCCUCAGGGACUUGAUAUUCUGUAUGGAACAGCAAAGGGAAAUGAAGUAUUCACGAGAGCUCUAUGUUGCCCUUCUGAAGUGACCACUCCACUCCUUGUCCAGAUCCUUGCUGUUUACUGCCAAAGAAGACAUAAGGAGCAUUGUUGCACUGUCCUGUAAUUUCUGUUCGUAGAAAAAUAACCAUCGAUUUGGAAAAGACCAUUGUUUACAGUUCUAAGCUUUUAUUAUACCAAUAUGUACCAAAGGGUUCUUGAAAGAAUUCAGCUUUGCUAUCUGAAAAUUGGUUAUGAAUGCAGUUCACACAGAAAUAGGCAUCUCCCUAUCUAUGCAUUUAAUUGUAGCACAUAACAGCCAUAUUUGUUACUCCUUGCUUCAUUCGCCAGACUUAGAAGGUGAGAUCUCUUUUUCUAAUACAGCCUGCAUUGAGACACAGAGAAAAUUGAGUGUCACCCCUUUCCAAGGUAAAUAUCUUGUGAACCAAUCUCAAACAAAGGGUUAGGUUUUCUGGACUAAAACCCAAGUUGCUUCCUAGUUAUAACAACUGAAGGUGACACAGCCUACAGCCUAGGGCUUGAGGUGAGUAAGCCCCAGUGGUAUCAAAACUGAAAUGGGGACCAUUUGUGGUUGAGGUUGCUGCU
Messenger RNA from Suncus etruscus (white-toothed pygmy shrew), 3073 nucleotides. RefSeq names its product TATA-box binding protein associated factor 4b (gene TAF4B). The transcript is spliced from 15 exons. Bases 1 to 2517 code for a protein of 838 amino acids. Gene Ontology annotation, cellular component: transcription factor TFIID complex. Gene Ontology annotation, biological process: DNA-templated transcription; transcription initiation at RNA polymerase II promoter. Gene Ontology annotation, molecular function: protein heterodimerization activity; RNA polymerase II general transcription initiation factor activity; DNA binding. The record is from RefSeq and is a predicted model, not a curated record. NCBI's taxonomy places the organism in Eukaryota, Metazoa, Chordata, Mammalia, Eulipotyphla, Soricidae.